UUGUGCAGUGAUGGCGGUCGCCGGAAAUUUUCAAAUGCUGGAUGUGAGCGGCUGGACAGCGUUCGCCCCAGAUGCGCGCGCCGCCAACAUGUGCACCACCAGCGUGAGCGACGCUCCGCGCAGCCCGCGCCACCAGCACAAGCGCAGGCGCCUCUCCCGGCUCCUCGACAAACUGUCCAUCCAACUACAGAACAACAACCACUACCCCCAGUGGGAGAAGAUGCCCGAAGAUGUACCUCUAGAUUUAUCUGUCAAAUCCAAAUCUCCUCCAGCCUAUUCUUGCGACGCUUGCGGACAGACGUUCACAGUGCACGACCGCUUGGCUAAGCACGUGGCGUCACGCCAUCGGAACAGGGUGCCGGAGAGCGAGCGCGCAUACGAGUGCGAGAUAUGCGAACGCCGCUUCGCGCGCUCCGAUAUGCUGACGCGCCACGCUCGUCUCCACACAGGGCAUAAACCGUACACGUGUCCCGCUUGUGGCCAAGUGUUCUCCAGGUCUGACCAUCUGGCGACGCAUCACAGGACGCACACAGGUGAGAAACCCUACAAGUGCUCGGCGUGCCCGUACGCGGCGUGCCGCCGGGACAUGAUCACGCGCCACAUGAGGACACACACGAGGCGACCGCAGCCCGCCUAGCCGUGGGACUGGACCUUGCUGGUCCCAAUUAUUGUCUAG
Messenger RNA from Cydia amplana, 676 nucleotides. Its product is annotated as zinc finger protein 502-like. Bases 11 to 637 code for a protein of 208 amino acids. The record is from RefSeq and is a predicted model, not a curated record. The transcript has 2 exons. Lineage: Eukaryota; Metazoa; Arthropoda; Insecta; Lepidoptera; Tortricidae.